Messenger RNA from Daktulosphaira vitifoliae (grape phylloxera), 2136 nucleotides. Its product is annotated as axonemal dynein light intermediate polypeptide 1-like. The coding region runs from base 249 to 1091 and encodes 280 amino acids. The record is from RefSeq and is a predicted model, not a curated record. Gene Ontology annotation, cellular component: axoneme; filopodium. Gene Ontology annotation, molecular function: dynein heavy chain binding. Lineage: Eukaryota; Metazoa; Arthropoda; Insecta; Hemiptera; Phylloxeridae. The transcript is spliced from 5 exons.
CUGCCAUCACUUGGCCUUCAUUGUUCACGCAUAUACCAUGUACGUUUUGCGUAGCUUCAUAUCUUCUACUACUCCUCUUUUCUAUUUACAUGUUAAAAUUGCAUUUUAUAAUGUUUCUUAACCUGUGCCGCCGCCAUUCCCCUCCAAUAUGCCAUCAAUCGACCGUUGAAUAACCGGCGGAGAAAACGACAGUAUUCAGAAACGUUGUUUUAUUGUUUGUGUGUUGUACGUACGUUGCUUAAUUACAUAUGACUAUAGCUCUGAAAACACACCAACAAAAUCAACUCCGUAGAUUAAGAGCAGAACAGGAAAGAGAAGAAUUAUUAAAUAGGCGAUUUACUAGAAAUCCAGACAUAAAUGAUACGACCAUACUUAUUGAUCAUACUAUACAACAUCAAAACUCGUUACAGAAAACUAAUAAAGGAAUCGAUAAAAAUAACGAAUGUGAUGAGAUACUAAAUAGUAUAUUACCUCCAAUAGAAUGGGAAGAAGGUGGACAAAAAUGGAGACAAAAAGUGUCAAAUGAACCAGCUACUAGGAUAGAUGUAAUUAAAUUAACAGAAAUGCUAGAUAUGAAUUUACAACACUUACAAGCACGGGAAACUGGUAUUUGUCCAAUUAGGAGAGUAUUGUAUUCACAAUGCUUUGAUGAAAUUAUUCGACAGGUAACUAUAAAUUGUGCUGAAAGAGGAAUUUUACUUUUAAAAAUUCGCGAUGAAUUAAAUAUGACUAUAGAUGCUUACAAGACUUUGUAUGAAAGUAGUAUAGCAUUUGGCAUAAGAAAAUCAUUGUCCGCAGAACAUAAUAAAAUUGAUCUACAAGAUAAAUUAACCGAAUUGGAAGUAAAUAAACAAAAGCUUAAGAUUGAUUUAGAAACAGCUAUAAAAAAGUAUGAAAUGAAUCAAAGACAGUCAACUGAAAAACGAAUAGCAGAACAACAAAGACACAACGAAGAAAUUAAUAUGUUGAAGAGAUCAAAUCAACAAUUAAAAGCUCAGUUAGAAGGCAAGGUCGACUUAAGAACAAUAUGGGCUCUCCUAUGUAAUCUAUCUAGUGGAAAAUCAGAAAAUGUCACUUCCAUGAAAAAGUAAUGAGUAAAAAUGAAAAGGUCCUGUUUAUCAAAAAACAUAUCUAAGUAUCUAAAAUUAGUUUAAUAUUUAUUGUAAUAAUAUAGAUAGAAAUUUAAAAAAUUGUUAGACAGGUGUACUAGAAAAUAAUAAUAAUUUUCAUUAGAAUGAUCUUUUAAUUUUAAACAAUAACAAAAAUAAAUAUACUAACACAAUCCUAGAAGAAUUACAUACAGUAUUCAGUAAAUAAGGAAACAGGUCAAAAGUUAUAAACAAUUAGAACAACAGAAACUUGUUCCUUACUUAGUGAACACCCUUAUAUAUAUAUAAUGAAGUAAAAAAAAAAAAAUUUCAACAACUUAUUAAACAAGCUAAUAGAUUUUAAAAACAACAUAACUUAUCAAUAUAUUGUUAACAAUUUUAAUUUCUCUUAACACUUAUCAACCAGAACAUAAAUACUUACAAUAUAUUUUUAUAAUGUAACAUUUUUAAUAUAUUUUUAGUAACAUGAUUUAUUAUUUGUUUUUUAUAAUCAUUAAUGUGUUCUUAGCGUUUUUUUAUAUUUAUGUUUAUUUAUUAUUAUAAUUUAAGUAACCUGAUGAUGGCUUGAGGCCAAAACUAUAAUAAUUACAUUUUUAAAGUUUAAUAAUUCUCUUGGCUUUAAUUUUUAUAAUAUAAUUAAUAUUAAAAUUCUAAUUUAUAUUAAUAUGUAAAUAGUAGGCAUAUAAAAUCCAAAGCCACAACAUAAUAAUCUCCUUUUAAUAGACUUGAAAAAAGAUAAAAAGGAACAAAGUGGGUUCUAAGAAUUCUGAUAGAAAAAUAAAACAGACCAAGCUUUAGCAUAAUUAUACUUCAACAAUAACUUAAUCAGUUAGGGUAGUAAUUUCUCCUUACAAAUUAAAGUGAUUAAUUUCUGGCAAUAUAAACCAUUCUGAUAGUAAAUGACGAAUUUUUGAGAAAUAUCCAAAUUUAUAUUUAGUAUAACUUUUUAAUAACUCUCACUAAUAUAAUCUUAUUUAAAUGAGAUCAAAAACAUAUUAACUUGUCCAACCUUAAAAAAAAAAUGUCA